Stegostoma tigrinum is the source of this 3085-nucleotide messenger RNA. Its product is annotated as thioredoxin-like. NCBI's taxonomy places the organism in Eukaryota, Metazoa, Chordata, Chondrichthyes, Orectolobiformes, Stegostomatidae. The record is from RefSeq and is a predicted model, not a curated record. The transcript has a single exon. Bases 1067 to 1387 code for a protein of 106 amino acids.
ACCAAGCAAAGAGACCUUGGAGCACAGGUUCAUAGUUCCAUGAAAUUGGAUUCCCAGAUACACAGGAUAGUGAACAAUGUGUUCAGUAGGCUUGAAUUUAUUGGUCAGUGCAUUGAUUUUAGGGUUUGGAGGAUCAUGUUGCAGCUGUACAGGACAUUGGUUAGGGCAGGACAUCGGAGGCCGAUGGGUAACCUUGUAGAAGUUUAUAAAGUCCUGAGGGGAAUGGAUACGGUGGUUAGCCAAGGUCUUUUUUUUCCCCCAGAGUGGGGGAGUCCAAAACUAGAGGCAUUGCUUUGAGUUGAGGGGUAAGAUUUAAAAGGGAUCUAAAGGGCAACUUUUUCACACAGAGAGUGGUGUGUCUAUGUGUGCGUGUGCUCAGAAUGAGUUGCCAGAGGAAGUUGCGGAGGUUGGCAUUAAUUACAAUAUUUAAUAGGCAUGUGGAUGGGUGUAUGAAUAGGAAAGGUUUAGAGAGAUAUGGAUCAAAUGCUGGCAAAUGGGACUAGAAUAAUUUCGGAUAUCUGGUCGGCAUGGACGAGUUGCAAUCUCCGUGCCCAACAACUGUGCGACUCUAAGAUUGCCAAACGGUUACAGGGAAGAACUUUGACACUUGACUGGCCAAUGGGCAUCUUCACCUUAUGUCAUAAAAGGAUGUAUCAAUCAAAGGCGACCUUAACAACCAGAAACAUUGCUGCGUAUUCCCAUUGGGCUGCCCACCGGUAACACCGAACCAAUCAAAAGAGCGGCGUAUCUUGAUUGGUUCUUUGUCACUCAUUGAUUCGACCAUGUCGUUCUUUGAUGAAAUCUCUAGCACUUGUGUUUCCAGUCCUGUUGUUACAUAUUGUCACCGCGGCUUAUUACCAUCCCAACCGAGCUGCGGUCAGGAAUCAACCUGGCGGAAAGUCAACAUUUAGGUUCUUCCAGUUGAUCAGAGGGAGCGAUUGGCUGCAAGUCGUGGGCGUGGCUUGCAACGACGUUGGACUUCGUCACUAUCGGGGAGAGGCUGAAAGGGAGACCUGCGGCGGGAAGCUGCACUGGCCCAUCCUCAGAGUGGACAAGAGGUGGCAAGAUGGUGGUGAGGCACAUUAGGACACGGAAGCAGUUCCAUACACUGCUGCGGGAAGAGGAGGAGACCCUGAUCGUCGUGUUCUUCGCCGCGCGAUGGUGUAACAAUUGCUCCAAUAUCAAGCCCUUCUUCCGUAUGAGGUCUGACCAGUACCGGGAUGUCAUCUUCGCGGAGGUGGAUGUGGAUGAGUCGGAAGACCUGGCCCGAGCUGCUGGUAUCAACUGCAUGCCCACAUUCCAGUUCUUCAGCUGUCAGGAGAAGGUUGCAGAGUUCUCCGGGACUAGGAAAGACAAGUUAGAUCACUUGAUAAUGCGAUUGAAGUAAUUCUCACGAGUUACAAGCAAAAAAAAAUUAAAUACACCUGUCCUCUGAAUAGUUGCAUUUAUCGACUCUUAAUAGCACAAGAUGUCAUGUGGCCCAUCGAGCCUAGGCUGGAAUAAUUUGUGAAGUCUUGAUCUCCAUCCACAUGCCUUUUAAAUGCUGUAAUUGUACCAGCCACCACCUCUUCCUCUGGCAGCUCAUUCCCUACCUGUUUUUGAGGGACUAUAGCAAAGAGUCACCAACUUGGUCAUUUGAUGAGAGACUGAGUAAAUUUUGCCUUGAUUCUAUUGAGUUUAGAGAAACGAGUUGCAAUCUAACUGAAAUAAACAAGAUUCUGCCGGGGCUUGACAGUGUAGACACUAAGAAGUGGUUAUAUGGGUAAUGGAAUCUAGAAAAUGGGGCACAGCCUCAUGAUAAAGGGCUGAACAUUCAGGACAGCAACGAGGAACAAAUACUUCGUUCAAAAGGCUGUGAAUCUUUGACAUUCUCUGUAUGAGACAGUUUCUGCUGCUUCGAUGUUGAAUAUUUUAAAGGCUGAUAUAGACUGAUUUUUAGCUCUCAGGGAAUCCAGGGAUGUGGGGAGUGAGUGAGAAAUUGGAAUAAAAAUCCCCAAAUCAGCAGUGAUCAAAUCAAAUUGUUGAUUAGGCUUAACACUCUCUAUACAGUGCCACUAAUAAUUUCUCUUGCGGUACAUUGAAAUGUCGUGCAGCAGUGGCCCUCUUGUUUCUCAGCGUGAGACAGAGUGUCGACGGGAAGUAUAAAAAACUUACUUCGUGAAUAGGUGGAGCGCACGCUGAGCAGGAGCGGACACGGGACGGCUGAGUGAGGUAAUAUAUUUGGGCAGUUGCUUUACCUGAAACACUACUUAGGUAGUGUCUUCCACCCAUUCUCCUCCUCUAACCAAAAUAAAGGUUCUGAGUGCCGAUUUGGUAAGAUUACUAGUUUUUUUUUCAAUACUGUGUUUGGGAAUUCAGAACAGUGGGAAUGGACGUUAGGGCAGUUGCAUGCUCCUCCUGUAGAAUGUGGGAGGUAAGGGUCACCACUAGUGUCCUCACUGACUUCAUCUGUGGGAAGUGCACCCAACUCCAGCUCCUCGGAAACUGCGUCAAGGAACUGGAGCUGGCGCUGGAUGAACUUCGGAUCAUUCGGAAGGCUAAGGGGGUAAUUGAGCGGAGUUACAGGGAGGUAGUCACACCCCAGAUACAGGAAAAUGGUAGAUGGGGUACAGUGAGGGUACGAAACGGGAACAGGCAGACAGAGCAGGGAUCCUCUCAAUAACAAGUAUACUGUUUUAGAUACUGUUGGGGAGGGGGAUGACUUGCCAGGGGUAAGCCAUGGGGUACAGGUCUCUGCCACAGAGUCUGUCCUGGUUGCUCAGAAGGGAAGGGGGAGAGGAGGAGAGCAUUAGUCAUUGGGAACUCCAUAGUAAGGGGGACAGAUAGGAGAUUCUGUGGGAACGAGAGAGACUAGCAGUUGGUGUGUUGCCUCCCAGGUGCCAGGGUCCGUGAUGUCUCAGAUCAUGUUUUCGGGAACGUUAAGGGGGAGGGGGAGCAGCCCCACGUCGUGGUCCACAUAGGCACCACGACAUAGGUAGGAAAAGGGAUGAGGAUGUAAGGCAGAAAUUUAAGGAGCUAAGGUGGAAGCUUAGACCUAGAACAAACAGAGUUGUUUUCUCUGGGUUCGUUAUCCGUGCCACGUAGC